AUGGAAGAAUCACACCAUCACCACCAAGACUGUAACACUCAAAACUCCGCCGGAGCAAAAUCACCGCCCACCACUGGAACCUGCUGCAAGUGCGGCGGUCCCACAACUUUCGCACCACCGCCGGUAUCACCUGCCUUCUCAGAAAUAUCUCCACCGCCAACUUACCGUCCCAUCCGCGCUCCGGCCAUCCCACCGGACCCACACUCACAGCGUGCGAUCAUCCUUUCUCCGGUUCCACAAGCCCAACACGUCCCCGUAGCUUCGCCACCUUACCAAUUUCAAAUCCCGAUCAAACGUAUCCAAUCCCCCGACUGA
Lathyrus sativus (Indian pea) is the source of this 315-nucleotide messenger RNA. The record is from the annotation of a GenBank genome assembly. Lineage: Eukaryota; Viridiplantae; Streptophyta; Magnoliopsida; Fabales; Fabaceae.